CGCGACGCUGGCCACAUGCUCACCUUGUGCUGGCUGGCCUCGACAGCACUGCGACCACGGGUCGCCGUCACGACGCGAUGGCCGGGCGUGCCGGACCCGCUGGUGGAGCGGCUGCACACCGCGGGCUACACGCGGCCGAUGCCCAUCCAGCGCGCGGCGUUUCCCGUAAUCGCUAACGGGACAAACACGGUGCUCCACGCAGAGACUGGCUCGGGCAAGACGCUCGCCUAUCUGGUCCCUUUGCUUUCGCGAAGCGCGCCCGCCGACGGCAUCAGCGCAGUCAUCGUGAGCCCGUCGCAGGAGCUGGCGAUACAGAUUGCAGCCGAGGCAAGGCUGCUACUGCCCGAGCCGAGCGACGUGCUGCUCGCAAUACAGCCUGUCGAUCUUCGGCCAUCGUGCCUCAGUGGCGCGCGCGUGCUUGUCGGAACGCCGCGUGCGUUAUUGCAGGUCUUUCGCGGCGCCCGUGGCGCCGUCCUCGGCCCGGACGCCGUUGUCUUGGAUGAGGUGGACCUGCUGCUGCCGCCCGGCACCGUUCAGCCAUCUCCGCCCACGAUGCAAUCCAGCGCUCGCGCACCCGGGCGGGCGCAUCGGAUGGCGGCACGUGGGAAGGCCCGGGCCCGGCCGACCCGGGGCAGGGGAGGGCCGGCGGCGAAUCCAACGGCGCUUGCCAUUGAGCGUCGGCUAAGAGCAAAGCGGCCGGCGCAGCUAGUGCUGGAGUGGCUGCGGCGCAGCCGCCCUCGCGGCGCGCCGAAGCUGCAGCUGGUGUCGUGCUCAGCGACGGUCUGCGCCGAGACGCGCCGCGGCGUCGGUUGGCUUGUCGGAGGCGGCGGCAAGCGAGACGCGGGCGUGGUCGUGACGGCGGCGCCGGCGCACCCGCCGCCGCGCAACCUCGCGCAGCGAGGCGUGGGAAACGUGCGCUUGCCGUCCACUCUCUCGCACAGCGUCUACUCUGGGCGCGCGGCGGCCCGACUGGUCAUGCUGCGCGUGGCCACCGAGGAGCUGAUGCCCGAGGCUCCGCUCCUCGUGAUCCCGAAUGGCGGCUCGGUGCCUCGGUGCGUGGACGAGUUGCGCAAGGCCGGCUUCUUGUCCGCGGUUGCCCUCAACCAAGCACUCGGUGUCCUGCCGGCGGAUGAGGGCGACGCGGCACAAGGCGAGGCGUCGCCCGAGGGCAUGAUGCAACAGCGGCAGCUCCUCGCGGACUCGUACCGCAGCGAGGCGAGCCGCAGGCAGGCAGAGCUGCCACUCCUCGUCACUAGCGAGCACGCGGUGCGCGGAGUCGACUUUAAAGGCCUCGAUUGCGUCUUUUUGCUCGGGCUGCCGCAGCGGGUUGACUCAUACGUGCAUGCCGCUGGUCGCACCGCCCGCGAGGGGCGCCGCGGCCGCGCCGUCUCGCUCAUCUUCUCCGAGGAGGAGGCGCAGCGGAUGGACGACUUUCGUCGCGAGCUCGGCAUCAAGGUGGAGAAGAUCGACCUCUCUUUCUUGCGCCCUUGAGAGAGUGAGGGUGCGUGCGAGGCAGAGACUCGAAAACUACGGUAGAAUCGGCGUGCGUGUCUCUCGCUCGCACGCUCGCGCUGGGUCGUGUGUCGAGUGUAUCUGCCGCGGCGUGUACACACCUCUCGGGUACUACACGGAAAAUGUAAUCCACACGCGUAGUAAAGAAA
This is a messenger RNA of Emiliania huxleyi CCMP1516, 1661 nucleotides long. RefSeq lists its product as hypothetical. The record is from RefSeq and is a predicted model, not a curated record. The transcript has 5 exons. Bases 16 to 1491 code for a protein of 491 amino acids. Gene Ontology annotation, molecular function: ATP binding; RNA helicase activity; RNA binding. Lineage: Eukaryota; Haptophyta; Isochrysidales; Noelaerhabdaceae.